AUGAUCUUUGGUCCACGUAGCAGAGAAUGGCUUGCCAUUGUCAGCCACCUAGUUCUCCUUGCAAGCAUCUUCAAUGUUGUUCAAGGCUUCCCGGUUGAGUUCAAUCAGACCAUUGCCUCUGUUUAUGUGGAAAGGCGCAACUCGGAACCAUCUACCGACACAUGGACAGAUCCUGGAGGAGCCUAUACUGGAUUCCGUUUACACAGCUCGUGUGUCAACCACCAAGAUUUCUUUAGGAGUGUACUGGAUAAUAUGCAUACUGUUAAUGCCCAGGCCAAAGUGAAAACAUUGUCAGGCUUCGUGAGCAAAUACAAUCAAGGAAAUUCUACGAAUGGGUUCAAAAUCGACGUAUAUUGCGAUGAAAUCGUUUGGAAGACUGAUGGUACAAAGGACGAGGACGGAGACUACGUCUACGCAUUGGAUGAUCCACUGUCUAUUCCGACCGGGAGAGAAAACAAGGACAGUAUCUGCAAAGAAGAAAAUGGCGCCCAAAAGACACUUGCAUUUGUCACCAGCAGUAGAGAUAACAGUAAGGACUUUAUGACUGUCUGUCCCAGAGCCUGGAAAGCGUGGACAGACAAAACCCUCGUUUCUAAGAAACAGGAGCCUCUGAAAUCGCUUCUGACCGAAAACAUCGAUGAAGUCUUGGACAGCACUCCUGAGAGUCUGUUUUUACACGAACUGAGUCAUGCGGAAUCAUACUUUGGCAGGUCGGGUAGUCUGAACGACGAGGCCUUGAACUAUGGUACAGAAGCCUAUGAAUGGGUCGACAUCAACAAACUUGCAAAGCAGGAUAAAGAUCAGACAUCACUGGGGAAGAUACAUAUUGAUGUACAUGAUUUCUGUGAAAAAGCAAAUUGGGGAGAUGGUACUUGCAGAGAUUUCAAGAAGGUGAACUGA
This is a messenger RNA of Penicillium manginii, 900 nucleotides long. RefSeq lists its product as uncharacterized. The transcript has 7 exons. Gene Ontology annotation, molecular function: metallopeptidase activity. Bases 1 to 900 code for a protein of 299 amino acids. The record is from RefSeq and is a predicted model, not a curated record. Lineage: Eukaryota; Fungi; Ascomycota; Eurotiomycetes; Eurotiales; Aspergillaceae.